Messenger RNA from Bubalus bubalis (water buffalo), 1854 nucleotides. RefSeq names its product corticotropin releasing hormone binding protein (gene CRHBP). The record is from RefSeq and is a predicted model, not a curated record. The coding region runs from base 325 to 1299 and encodes 324 amino acids. Lineage: Eukaryota; Metazoa; Chordata; Mammalia; Artiodactyla; Bovidae. The transcript is spliced from 7 exons. Gene Ontology annotation, biological process: negative regulation of corticotropin secretion; hormone-mediated signaling pathway; negative regulation of corticotropin-releasing hormone receptor activity. Gene Ontology annotation, molecular function: corticotropin-releasing hormone binding.
CUGCCUCAUUCUUUCUCCCACUUUAGUUCACCAAGUUGUAAGUGUCUGAAAUCAUUCUUGGUGAAUAAUGCUUGACCACUCUGAAAAUUUGUGGCUGAGGGCUGGACCCUCGUCAUCGCCACGCACUUUGUCGCAGAGACAGGUAACCCAUGGUUACUGAGCUCAGAUCAGUUAAGGGGCAGAGAGCCUCCGCUCCUCACUGCUCUAUAAAAGGGACCCAGCAAAGGGACCCUACCAGCUUCUAGCUCUAAGCCUGGGUGAGCCUGGGAAGCAAAGUCUGAGACCUCCGGAGCAGGAAGCACCAGCUGCAGAGCCUGGGGCGGCAUGGCCCCCACUUUCAAACUUCAGUGUCACUUCAUUCUGAUCUGCCUGCUGGCUCUAAGAGGAGAGAGCCGGUACCCGGAGCUGCGGGAAGCAGUGGACUACGAUCCUUUUCCACACCUCUCCGGUGGCGCCAGCCCUAAGCGGGAGCUGGAGGGGGAGCCGCUGUACAGCCGCGCUCUGCGGUGCGUGGACAUGCUGAGCCUCCAGGGCCAGUUCACCUUCACCGCCGACCGGCCGCAGCUACACUGCGCCACAUUCUUCAUCGCAGAGCCGGAGGAGUUCAUCACCAUCCGCUACGAUCUGGUCUCCAUCGACUGUCAGAGGGGGGACAUCCUGCAGGUAUUUGAUGGUUGGAUUCUCAAGGGGGAGAAAUUCCCCAGUUCCCAGGAUCACCCUCUCCCCACAACAGAGAGGUAUAUAGAUUUCUGUGAGAGUGGUCUGAGCAGAAGGACCAUCAGAUCAUCCCAGAAUGUGGCCAUGAUCUUCUUCCGGGUCCAUGAGCCAGGAAAUGGAUUCACAGUAACCAUGAAGACAGAGCCUAACCUCUUCCCCUGCAAUAUCAUCUCCCAGACCCCAAAUGGAAGGUUUACUCUGGUCGUGCCACAUCAGCAUCGCAACUGCAGCUUCUCCAUCAUUUAUCCUGUAGCGAUCAAAAUAUCCGAUCUCACCCUGGGGCACUUAAAUGGUCUGCAGUUAAAGAAAUCCUCCGCAGGCUGUGGGGGAAUAGGGGACUUUGUGGAGCUGCUGGGAGGAACUGGUUUGGACCCUUCCAAGAUGCUGCUUUUAGCUGAUCUCUGCUACCCUUUACGUGGCCCAGCCCAGAUGAAAGUUGGCUGUGACCACACGGUGCUGCGCAUGGUCUCCAGUGGAAAACAUAUAAAUCGCGUGACUUUUGAGUAUCGUCAGCUGGAACCAUAUGAGCUGGAAAACCCGAAUGGAAACAGUAUCCAGGAAUUCUGUUUGUCUACUCUUUGAAUAAACAAGUCAAUGAUUUCCAUGCUGCUAGCUAAGGGAGUUUUUAAUGGCUAUUAUAUAUGAUUUUGAUGAGCAGCUAGUUAAGAACCUUUCAUACCAGUCAGUAUUCCCAAUGUUGAACACAUAUCACACACACUAAUUUUUGUAACUUGCUUCUUUUUCAUUUGUUAUGUAAAUGACCCCAUGGCAGAAAAUAAGCCCCCCUCCCUUGGUAGAAAAGCAGUUUCCUAUAAUUCUUUUCUAUUCUUUCAACCUGAACUGGUAAGACAAGUGCAAAGGAAUGUGCAAUAAAAACUUGUAUCACGAGGGAAAAUACUACAAAGAGAUAAAAAUGAUGGUGUUAUCCGUUUUAUAACAGAAAAUGCAUGUCUGUGUAUACCAAAGUAGUAGCAUUUGUUUAGUUUCUGCUUAUUCUGUUUAUAGUAGAGAGUAGUUGUAGCUAGUAUUAUUUAUUGAUUUGUAACAGCUUGUUUGUAACAAACAUUUGUAGUAUGGAAAACCUUUUGCAGUCAUAAAUACAAGCAUGAAUAAACAUAUCCAGAAUGUUGGCACCUC